UGCUAGAAAUGUUCUUGGUCUCCCUCGAGGGGAGAUAUGUAACGGAUGAAAAGCCGCCUUGUUUUCAAAACGAUGAAGGUAUCCAACCUGAAAUGGAUAUGGCAUUAACACCCUCUUUUGAAAGAAUAAAUGAACAUAUAAUGUAUCUUAAAGCUAAAAUUGAAUCCCGAAUAACACAGAUGAGAAAAGAAUAUUGCAUAACAAGCGACGCCUCUAUGGUGGACUUUACAAUAACUUCACAAUCUAACAGCCAGAAGUUUAGAAAUGAUUUCAUUGGAAAUCCAACAUCAUUUUUUGAGACGAUAACUGGACAUUACGAGAUGCUUAAUCGUUUCACUGACAAUCUAGAAGAACUUUCUAAAACAGCAGCUGAUAGAUAUGCAAAACAGAAAUUGCUGGAAAUCCAAGGCCUAGUUUAUGAUGCCAUGUGUUCCAUUAAAAUUGUAUUGAAAUCUCAAUAUGAAGAUCCUAAUAGCAAAGUACCGGGUGGAGGAAACAGUUUUCAAUAUGACAAUAUUUGUGAUCAACAGAACGCGGAAUAUUUAACGAUGUUAAUUGGUUAUUCAGUAGCAGACUAUCUCAAUUCAUUGUAUUCAACUGUCGUAAAUUAACUUGAAACGCUUUGACAUGCUAUUUAUCAUGAAUAAGAUCUUCAGAAAAAGCAAUAACAAAUAAAAAGAACAAAAUCUAGGCAAUAAUCUUAUUGUGCUAUUAAAUGUUAUUGCUUACAAAAAAGGAUACUACCUUAAAAAGCUACUAGAACCGUUUUACGUUGUUAUUGCUGCCUUUAAAUUAUUAACGUAUUAGCUGUUGUUGAGAAUUUAUUUUAUAUAUGAAACAGAUAACAAAAAUGUGCAAAUAUAUACCAACAAAUAGACAACAUACCAACUAUUUUUAUGAUGCACGAUCAAUUAAAACUAUGUUAUCAUUUGUAGCACUUCAGGAAUUAAAAAUUAUAAUAAAAAAACAUAA
This is a messenger RNA of Ruditapes philippinarum (Manila clam), 972 nucleotides long. RefSeq lists its product as uncharacterized. The record is from RefSeq and is a predicted model, not a curated record. The coding region runs from base 9 to 611 and encodes 200 amino acids. The transcript is spliced from 3 exons. Lineage: Eukaryota; Metazoa; Mollusca; Bivalvia; Venerida; Veneridae.